Messenger RNA from Effrenium voratum, 630 nucleotides. The record is from the annotation of a GenBank genome assembly. NCBI's taxonomy places the organism in Eukaryota, Dinophyceae, Suessiales, Symbiodiniaceae.
AUGGCCCCAGAUUGCUCCAGCUUUGUCUUCCCAAACAGUUCCCGAACGCUUCGGAAGAAGCGGCGCUUAGCUGGAGAUGAAACUUAUGGCCCGGUCCAGGCAGGCAAUGACAUGGCAAGAGCAGCAGCCUUCCUGCUGGCGGUGGCGGUUGCGCGUGGCCGGUAUGUGGUGCUGGAAAACCCGUCAGGCAGCUGCAUUUUCAGCUAUUUGAAGACCUGGCUGGAAGUAGUGCCAGGGGCUGUCAAAUGCAUCGUGCACAGAUGUGCGUACUCAAAUGCACCAGCUGGCGAGCGUUGGCUAAAGCCUUACAAGUUUCUAGCCUAUGGCCCCGGGAGCUUGGCAGGCAAUUGGAUUUGGAGAGCAGCCAGGCGCUGCCGCUGCCCCAAUGGCCAGAUGAAACUAGAAGCCUCGGGCGUGUCUGGCACUCCAGGUUUGUCAGCGUCUGCCAGCUAUCCAAAGCAAUUGGGAGAGAUGCUUGUGAAGGCAUGGCAGUGGGCCAAUGAUCACCAGAAGGAUGACGACAGCUACACGUACACCAGCGACUCGGAUAGCGAGAUGGAGGCCAGCGCAAGCUCUGACGAUCAGUCCUCAGACCCAGACGAGUUCAACCCAGGCGCGUGGCAGCGCUGA